GUAAAUACAAAAAACGGAGGAAAACGUUUUGUCACAAAGUGAAAACCAAAAAGUUAUUAAAUAUCGAUAAAUAAUUAAGAAUUUAAUUUAAUUACUGUAUUUAAAGGUCUUAAAAGGCCUUGACCUAUUAAAUUCCCCAAAAUGUGAGAGAUGAACAAAAAUAUUGAAGAGCAUUCAAACUUAACCUGCAAUUUGAAUUUUUGUGGUUAAAUGGGUUGAAUUAGCAUUUAAUAUUAUUUGUAAAAAUUCCAUUGUUAAGAAGGAAAUUAGGAUAAGUACUUUUUUCGGGGGAUUACCCGGUGAUUACUGAGUGAUAAUGGCACACGAUAAGAAAGCAGCUCGUCGGAGUAGAUCUCGAGAGCGUGAACGAGAUCCUCACAGGGAUCGUCGAGAUCGUCGACGAUCGAGAAGUCGAUCUAAAGAGAGAAAGCCCUCGAGGAAGAGAUCUAGAUCGAGAUCUCGUGAUCGAACCCACGACACCAGGACUUCCACUAAUGCCUCCAAGUCAUCAUCAGCGCCUCACGACUCCAAGAAACGAAAGCAGAGUCCAAUUUUCAACUUGGAGGACAGGGAAAAGGAGAAAAAAGAUGAUAAGACGAAAAAUUUGCAGCAGAGUCCUGAGGAUAAUGAGCAAGAGGUCGACAAGAAGACCCCGAAGAAGGAGCCGUUGAGUCUCGAGGAGAUUCUGGCGAAGAAGAAGGCGGAGGAAGAGGCCAGGGCGAAGCCCAAGUUCCUGACGAAAGAGGAGAGAGCUGCCCAAGCACUCGAGAAACGACAGCAGGAGGUGAACGCUCUGCGUCAGGCACAGGAAUCAGAACGAAAAGCCCUUUUUACAUCUCAGAGUCCCUCCACGGAGAUGGCCUCACACCCAUCUGGGUCGUCGUCAACCCCAAGUAAAGACCGAGACUGGGAAGAAAAUCGGGAGAAACGAAGGGAAAAACGGGACAACGAUGAGGUGAAGGACAAGGACAAGGAGAAAGAGGUUGAGGCGAUCAAGGAGAGGUACCUGGGGCUGAUCAAGAAGAAGAGGCGAGUUCGUCGUCUGAAUGAUCGCAAAUUUGUCUUCGAUUGGGAUACGUCGGAGGACACAUCAGUGGACUACAACAACAUCUACAAGGAGCGCCACCAGGUGCAGUUUUUCGGUCGUGGAAAUCUAGCGGGGAUUGACAUCAAGGCCCAGAAGAGGGACCAGAGUAAAUUCUAUGGGGAGCUCCUCGAGAAGAGGAGGACAGAGGCUGAGAAGGAGCAGGAGAAGAUGCGACUGAAGAAAGUCAAGAGGAAGGAGGAGAAGCAAAAGUGGGACGACAGGCACUGGUCUGAGAAGGGAAUCGAGGAGAUGACAGAGAGGGAUUGGAGAAUAUUCAGGGAGGACUACAACAUCACCAUCAAAGGUGGAAGGAUUCCAGAUCCAAUACGAUCGUGGAAGGAGUCAGGAUUCCCCAAGGAGAUACUUGAUAUCAUCGAUAAGGUCGGGUACAAGGAUCUUACGCCAAUUCAGCGUCAGGCCAUACCCAUAGGCCUCCAGAAUCGCGAUAUCAUUGGAGUAGCUGAGACAGGCUCUGGAAAAACUCUGGCCUUUCUCAUUCCUUUACUCCUCUGGAUCACCUCUCUCCCCAAAAUUGAACGCCUCGAGGAGGCAGAUCAGGGCCCUUACAGCAUAAUCCUGGCACCAACACGUGAACUCGCCCAACAAAUCGAGGAGGAGACAAAUAAAUUCGGUCAACCCCUGGGUAUUCGAACAGUAGUCGUUGUUGGUGGUCUCUCCAGGGAGGAACAGGGAUUUCGCCUGCGUAUGGGAUGUGAAAUUGUGAUUGCAACCCCAGGACGUCUCAUCGACGUUCUCGAGAACCGAUAUCUCGUUCUCAAUCAAUGCACAUACAUCGUCCUCGACGAGGCCGACAGAAUGAUCGACAUGGGUUUCGAGCCAGACGUCCAGAAGAUCCUCGAGUACAUGCCUGUUACAAAUUUAAAACCAGACAACGAGGAUGCAGAGAACGAGGAGAAGCUCCUAGCUAACUACAACACUAAAAAAAAAUUCCGACAAACAGUCAUGUUCACAGCAACAAUGCCAGCAGCUGUCGAGAGACUCGCCAGAACUUAUCUGAGAAGACCAGCUGUUGUCUACAUUGGAAGUGUUGGAAAGCCAACAGAGAGGACUGAGCAGAUCGUCCAUAUAAUGGGAGAGGCUGACAAGAGGAGAAAACUCAUGGAGAUAUUGUCGAGGGGUGUUGAACCACCAAUUAUCAUUUUUGUUAAUCAGAAGAAAGGAGCUGAUGUGUUGGCAAGAGGUCUUGAGAAACUUGGGUACAAUGCAUGCACACUUCAUGGUGGCAAGGGACAGGAGCAGAGAGAAUAUGCACUGGCUAGUCUCAAGGGAGGAAGCAAGGACAUUCUCGUUGCUACUGAUGUCGCUGGAAGGGGUAUUGACAUCAAAGAUGUGUCUAUGGUUAUUAAUUAUGAUAUGGCCAAGACAAUCGAGGAUUACACACACAGAAUUGGAAGGACUGGGAGAGCUGGAAAGGCUGGACUUGCUAUAUCAUUUUGCACUAAGGACGACAGCCAUCUGUUCUACGAUCUCAAGCAGACCAUCCUCAGCAGUCCCAUCAGCACGUGUCCACCUGAAUUGCUCAAUCAUCCUGAUGCACAGCACAAACCUGGCACUGUCGUCACCAAGAAGAGGAGGGAGGAGAAGAUAUUCGCGUGAGCUUGUUCCUUAAAAAUUCGAUGAUUAAUCACCUGAUCAUCGAUCCUUGUCCAGUAAUGGAGGACCACUGGCUGCCAGGACAGCUCUGGCUUGAACAUCUG
Fopius arisanus is the source of this 2805-nucleotide messenger RNA. RefSeq names its product probable ATP-dependent RNA helicase DDX23. Gene Ontology annotation, cellular component: catalytic step 2 spliceosome. The record is from RefSeq and is a predicted model, not a curated record. Gene Ontology annotation, biological process: mRNA splicing, via spliceosome. Lineage: Eukaryota; Metazoa; Arthropoda; Insecta; Hymenoptera; Braconidae. Gene Ontology annotation, molecular function: RNA helicase activity; RNA binding; ATP binding. The transcript has 2 exons. Bases 317 to 2704 code for a protein of 795 amino acids.